UUUUUUAAGACGUAAGGCUUGAUCUGGGUCCCGGAAACCGGCCCAUAGAUUUCUAUUUGUCUGUGUGAUAGAGCUUCGCAGGGCUAUUAGAACAGGGGACUAUAAAAUAAUGUUUCCCAAAUGAUGGGUCUGGAACCAGUGGUGACUGGGAGUUGUUAGACUGUUAGUAGCAGGAUCCGUUUUUGUUUUAUCUUGUUUGGAGGAUUAGAAUACUAUUAUUUGAAAGGCUUCAGUUUAGGUGUAAUGGUAUAGAAUAGUCUGAGAACCAUUGAGGCUAUGAUGACCGGGAGCUUCAGUGCAGAGCACAGACAGAAGGACAUAAUGGCUCUGACCAACCCAAUGAACCCUGUGAACCCCAUGCCCAUGGGCCCAUGGAAGAUCACAGUGUACGACCAGGAGUACUUCCAGGGAAAGCGUAUGGAGUUCACCGCCUGCUGCCAGAACAUCAUGGAGUGUGGCAUGGAGAACAUCCGAUCCCUGAAGGUUGAGUGUGGAGCCUGGGUUGGGUAUGAGCACUCCAGUUUCUGUGGCCAGCAGUUUGUCCUGGAGAAGGGAGACUACCCCCGUUUUGAGGCCUACAGCGGCAGCAACUCCUACCGCAUUGAGAGGAUGAUCUCGUUCAGACCCAUCUGCUCCGCUAGCCACAAGGAGUCCCGUAUGACGAUCUAUGAGAAGGAGAACAUGAUUGGUCGCCAGUUUGAGAUGUGUGAUGACUACCCCUCCCUGCAGGCCAUGGGCUGGUUCAACAAUGAGGUUGGAUCCAUGCACAUCCAGAGCGGAGCCUUCGUGUGCUACCAGUUCCCUGGCUACCGUGGCCACCAGUACAUCAUGGAGUGUGACUGCCACGGAGGAGAGUACAAGUGUUACCGUGAGUUUGGCUCCCAUGCCCAGACCCCUCAGAUCCAGUCUAUCAGGAGAAUUCAGCACUGAGCAGGAAACACCUUCAUCCUUCCUCCUCUACUCCUCCUCUUCUUCUACUUCCUACUCCUCCUCCCGCUCUUCUCUCCCCUCUCCUACUACUCCGCCUUCUACUCUGCCUCCUCGCCCAUCCCGGUUCCGCUGGUCCAGCUGGUCCAGCUAGUCCAGGCAGGAUUGCGGGCCGGGCCUCAGGUGCUUACCGGCGACGUCACAUGUUCACGGCACUUAUUUUUUUAAACCAUCAUGAAAAACAAAGGAAGAACGAAUUGAAAGACAGAGGGAAUGACAGAGAUGAGAGAAAGAGUAAUGAAUCCUCGACACCUUUUUGCUCCUCUUCGUCCACGACAUCAUCAUCAGCUUCUUCUUCAUCAUCAUCAUCACUAUUGCCUGUCACUGUAGUUGUGAUGGUAAAGAUUGUAUGAGACUGAUGAAUAAAGAGAACACGCAAAAGAAAGAGAGAAUAACAAGA
This is a messenger RNA of Salmo salar (Atlantic salmon), 1387 nucleotides long. Its product is annotated as beta-crystallin A1. NCBI's taxonomy places the organism in Eukaryota, Metazoa, Chordata, Actinopteri, Salmoniformes, Salmonidae. The record is from RefSeq and is a predicted model, not a curated record. Gene Ontology annotation, biological process: lens development in camera-type eye; visual perception. Gene Ontology annotation, molecular function: structural constituent of eye lens.